AUGGGUAGAUUUUCUGAUUUGAGCUCCGUCGAGAUCGAUUUAAAGUCGCUUAUCGACAAUACCCUCACUGGUGAAUUGGUCAUCGUUGCUAAGAACGCCAUCUCGUUGAAGGAGAUUUCCGUCACUUUGGUGAACCAAUUCACAAAGCAGUACCAAACCUUGCAUAAUCCGUAUGUCAAGAAGUACGACAUCUCGCGCAACUUUUCCCUUGGCGACAACUACAGAUCGUUUGUGAAGGACGCUAUUACCGGUGCCAAGUUGGAAAAGGGAUCGACAAACACAUACCCCUUUGAAUUCUACCUUGACGAAAACUUGUUGAAGUCAAUCAUCGCCGCGCCCAGCUUGAAAAUCGAUUUGAGCAGCUACUUGAGCGUCAAGAUCGUCAGAUCUCAUUCUUCGUUUGGCUCAUCCACUGCGUAUUCGGAAAAGAAGCACUUGGGGGAUUUCAUUAAGGCCAACUAUCACACCCCGUUGGUCAGACAGUACUUGCCUAUCAAAAUUCACUUGGAUGAUGCCAAGGAGAUUCGUGGCAAGGAGUACGAAGUUUCCAGUAUCAAGCUUUCCUUGAUCGAGCAUACCGCCUACAACCACCAUGAUGCCACUGCGUCCCAGUUUGGCUCUCCUUUGAGCAGUACCAAUGUUUCCGAUGACGAACUGAACUCCUCUGCGUCGGCCCUUGAUCUUCAGAAGCACUUCGAUACCACCAGAAAACAGUUGCUCAACAAGUUGGUUGCAAACACGUCCACUUCUGAAUAUGACAGGAGCUGUGACCAGCAUAAGGUUAUUUCCAGCUUCGAGUUUGUUUCUGACGAUUUAGCCACGGAUGUGGGCUUUUCGGCCACGUCCAAGAACCAAAUGAAGAGAAUCGUUGGCCAGAAGUUGUUGCUUCAGAACGUGUUGCCAAAUGUCAAUAUUCCUAGCGUCGUGACCAUCACUCACCGUGUAAAAGGCCAUGCUGUUAGAAUCAACCGUGAAUCUGGUGAGAAGGUUGACGCCGAGCAGUUUGAGCUUCCAGUCAAUGUUAACUAUGUUGACGAAUCUGCCGAGGACGUAUUUUUUGAAGCGUUCUUGGAAUAG
Molecule: messenger RNA, 1077 nt
Organism: Babjeviella inositovora NRRL Y-12698
Lineage: Eukaryota; Fungi; Ascomycota; Pichiomycetes; Serinales
Exons: 1
Coding region: 1-1077 (358 amino acids)
Source: RefSeq, a predicted model, not a curated record